AGGAGAAUAGCGGUCCACUAGCUCUCCAUGCGUCGGGGAGGUAUCACUGAAUAAUAACGGACUUGCCUCUUCCAGCCAUCCACUCGCAGAUUUACCUUUUUAGUAGCUUAAGGGUGUGAACAUUUCGACGUUCACUGCUCGGUCUUUUAAACUAGGCUACUGUAUUCGAUGAAUAUCGGGGUGGUUUCGCUCAGCAGCUCCUUGCUUGGAUAACCUUAUCGCUGUGCUGUGUGGAUGCUCUGGAUAACGGGUCUCCCUACCAUUCCGAUCAGAGCUGUCUUGGAAAUGAAAGGAAAUGAUUGACUGGACAGGCAGUGAAUGAUAGACGCACAAGUCACUGACCUCACACUGCCAACCGCAGAAGAGCAGCUGGAUGCAGUUACUCGGCCAUCGUUAAGUUGACAGGACCAUCCUGGAUUGUGGACCACCGUUUAACUACGGUGUUAUUGUUCAGCAGACGUGUCAUGGACAUACACAAGGAUUCCUCAUCUAUGUGAUUUUUGUCUGACCGAACAUUUUUUUCUACAGAAUGCCAAGGCUUUCCCUUUAAAAUAUUUAAGGAACUAGUAUUCUGGUCAGCUUUUUCCUCUGAGAUGUUGUUUUCCAACAGAGUGAAGAGGAGCCUGUAAUUGUGAUGAGGAAGACAGGGACUGUUUCUGUUCAUCAGAGGAACCCGGCAUUCAGCCUGUUAGAGCCACGAAAUCUCCAGAGGAGGAAAUAUUCUCAGACAUCACUUGGAAAUUGUAAUUUUCAAUAAUUUUUUCUCUGUUUUUCCCUUCCCUUCCUUCCACCUCCCAGACAACUAAGUUUAUAAUCUACCACUACACCAUGUCUCUAUCGAAGUGGAGGAAGAUCAGGGCAUUUACUGUGUUUUCAUGCAUUGUAACUUUAACCACGUUCCUCUUCAGUUACACGUUGAGAGAUCCCUCUCUGUACUUCUUCAAAUACGCCAUCCGCAAAUCGGACAGCUUCUUCUCUAAGGGCCAGUGUGGCUGUCGACAGUGUAUGACCGAGCUGGAGGACGACCCCUGGUUCACUGAGAGGUUCAACCUGUCUGUUCAACCUCUGAUGUCUAGGAGGAACAGCCUGCUGACUGACGACACAUACCGCUGGUGGCAGUGGUUGCAGGCAGAGCAAGAGCCGGCCAACUUCAGCGAGGUGGUGGAGAAGUUGUUCCAGGUCAUCCCUGAUGCUGACCUUUACAUGGAUGCGGGCCCUGAGCGCUGUAGGACCUGUGCUGUGGUGGGGAACUCUGGGAACCUUAAGGGCUCCCGCUACGGAGCCCUCAUCGACUCCAGUGAUGUCGUCAUCAGAAUGAACAUGGCUCCUACCUCUGGCUAUGAGGAGGAUGUUGGGAGCCGGACCACCCAUCACGUCAUGUACCCAGAGAGCGCCAUAGAUCUGGACAACACCACCAGUCUUCUGCUCAUCCCCUUCAAGACUCUGGACCUUCAGUGGAUCACCAGCGCCUUGACUACAGGCUCCAUCAAACACACAUACAUUCCUGUCCAGUCCAGGAUUAAGGCAAACAAGAACAGGGUGUUGAUAUACAGCCCGACCUUCUUUAAAUAUGUCUAUGACGCAUGGCUGGAGAGUCAUGGCCGGUAUCCCUCCACUGGCUUCCUCAGCCUAUUGUUUUCCAUUCAUAUCUGUGAUAAGGUGAGUGUGUACGGGUUCGGAGCGGAUCAGUACGGGAACUGGCACCACUACUGGGAAGAGAAUCACCAGGGAGGAGCAUUCCGCCACACCGGGGUGCAUGAUGCUGACUAUGAGUACAACGUUACCCUGCUUCUGGCUGACAAACACAAGAUCAAGAUUUUCAAAGGCUUCUGAUGUCUGGAGAUGUUACUGGCCUGAGACCAUCAAGCCUCUUGAAUGAAAUUCUUUCGACUCAGAGGUUAAUCACUGGGCAUAAACUGGUUGAAUAAACAUUGUUUCAACGUAAUUUGUCAACGUAUUGUGACGUGGAAUCUGUGUAAAAUUCAUUGGAUUUGCAAAGAGUAAUCAACUGUUGUUUUGAGGGUGAAAUUUCAACCACAGGAUUUUGUCAUCAUUGUAACCAAUGUUCAACAUAGACAGCGCUUGUAUAAAAUAUGUUGAAUUUGUACCUUUUGAAACAAUGUCAGAUAUUCAAUGUUAUAUCCAUUAUCAGGAAAAAAACUAUAGCUGGGCAGCAAAUCCUUCUGGAAAAUUCUACAGCUAUCUAUAGCUAUUCCUUUGGUCUCCCAUCCUGGGUUUUAACCCAGCCCGACCCUGCUAAGCUUUGAUAUGUCACUGACAACGCCCCCCCAAACAAAGAGUGUUUUGUGAACUAACACUCACACUUUACUUUGUUCCCCCUUACUAGCUCUGACUUUGCUGAUAGCUACUUCAUUGAGGAUAAAUGUACUGACUAUGCCUGUGAUAUGUGGUUGUUCCAACUAGCUAUCUUAAGAAGAGUGCACUAACUAAGUCGCUCUGGAUAACAGCGUCUACUAAAUGACUAAAAUGUAAAAAUGUACAAGCUAAAUAGAUUCACUUUUGCCAUCGGAAGUCAUUCCAAUAGGCCUAUUGUUUCAAUUCAACCCAGGAUUCAACUAAAAAUAGACGAUACAUAUAGGCAUAGGGUUUAAAGCUUUGGUUGAUUUUAAAUGUAAUCUAUAAGUUAAUAAUGUACUGUAUAUGUUGGAUUCAUGUCUCCAUCCUAACCAAAAAUCGAAGUUAAAGAAUAGGACUAAAUCCAACUUCAUUUAAAUUCCAUUUACAGUUUGAUUUGAUUUUGUCCUAUUCUUUAAGUUCGAUUUUUGGUCGAGUUGGAGAAGUGAAUCAAACAUACUAUUAGAUUUUUAAAAACUUUUUGGGGGGAUAUUUUGCCACCUCUUUCUCAUUCGAUCUUGUCUCAUCGCUGCAACUCCCCAAUAGACUCAGGAGGCGAAGUUCGAGUCAUGCGUCCUCUGAAACAUGACCCGCCAAACAGAGCUUCAUAACACCCGGCCGCUUAACCCGGAAGCCAGCCGCAUCCAUGUGUUGGAGGAAACACUGUUCAACUGACGACCGAGGUCAGCCUGCAAGCGCCCGGCCCGCCACAAGGAGUCGCUAGAGCCAGAUGAGCCAAGUAAA
Oncorhynchus gorbuscha (pink salmon) is the source of this 3099-nucleotide messenger RNA. RefSeq names its product CMP-N-acetylneuraminate-beta-galactosamide-alpha-2,3-sialyltransferase 1-like. Lineage: Eukaryota; Metazoa; Chordata; Actinopteri; Salmoniformes; Salmonidae. Gene Ontology annotation, molecular function: beta-galactoside (CMP) alpha-2,3-sialyltransferase activity. The transcript is spliced from 7 exons. The record is from RefSeq and is a predicted model, not a curated record. Bases 829 to 1833 code for a protein of 334 amino acids.